CCUGGCGCUGGAGAGAGUCAUGAACUUUGGAUGGUUGGCUCUCCAAAGGCCUUUCUGGCCAGGAAUGUUGAUAAUGCUGAGGUGAAGCAUAUUGGUAACCGCCUUGAUGUUCAGAAGUAGGCACAGUAGAUGUUGGGGGAGGUGGAUAUGCAUGGGGUGGAUAGGGAGGAGAGGCACCAGGUGAUGGCGAAGGGUAACCAUAGUCGAAAGAACUGGAGUGAUGGAGAGUGGGAGCUGGAGGUGCUGACGGAGCUGAUGGAUAGGGAUGAUAGUUAUAAUGACCAGAAUGUUGUGUGUUGUAAGGGGGAGGAUAUUGAGGGGAUUGAUAUGGAUAGGGAUAUGCACCAGAACCUUGUGGAGGAUAUGCACCAGAACCUGGUGGAGGAUAAGCACCAGAACUGGGAGGGGGGUAUGGUUGAUUUGAAGGUGGUGGAGGGUACCCAUAACCAGUGUUAUGUGGGUAUGAAUGUGAAGAAUUGUUAUAAUUGUCCAUCAGUACACACUACCAGGUUGCACUAUUCUUGUUCUUUGGUGUACGCUAACAUACAAACUGAUCAAACCUAAACAAUAAAUCAAGAAACAAGACGGUCUGUCCAAGAUCCUGAAUUUUACCCAAAUUCAACACACCAUUACAAGAAACAAGGCUUAAACAAACCUCCUUGCCCCUUUAGGAAGAGGGGAUUGCCAAAGAUAGAUGUUCUAGACGAAAUGCAUAAAAUUGAUCAUGCGAAGAAAUCGAUUUCAUCAAAUGGGAUCCUUGAAUCUUGAAAUAUAUUCAUAAUG
This is a messenger RNA of Solanum verrucosum, 783 nucleotides long. RefSeq lists its product as uncharacterized. The record is from RefSeq and is a predicted model, not a curated record. Bases 130 to 564 code for a protein of 144 amino acids. NCBI's taxonomy places the organism in Eukaryota, Viridiplantae, Streptophyta, Magnoliopsida, Solanales, Solanaceae. The transcript has 2 exons.